This is a messenger RNA of Otolemur garnettii (small-eared galago), 1717 nucleotides long. It is a transcript of the gene PPP2R3B, whose product is annotated as protein phosphatase 2 regulatory subunit B''beta. Bases 1 to 1689 code for a protein of 562 amino acids. Gene Ontology annotation, biological process: protein dephosphorylation. The record is from RefSeq and is a predicted model, not a curated record. Gene Ontology annotation, molecular function: protein phosphatase regulator activity; calcium ion binding. The transcript is spliced from 13 exons. Gene Ontology annotation, cellular component: protein phosphatase type 2A complex. Lineage: Eukaryota; Metazoa; Chordata; Mammalia; Primates; Galagidae.
AUGCCGCCCGGAAAGGUCCUGCAGCCGGUGCUGAAGAUGAAAGUGGACGAGUUGUUCCUGCGCUGGCUCAGCGAAGCCGGCACGCAGCUCAUGCUGCAAGAGUGUCUGCGCGGCAUCCAGGCGCGGCCGCAGCCAGAUGCUGGGCCGCCCGCACCGCCCCCCCACCUCGGGCCUGACCGCCCCGGGACUUCCAGCCCGGCCCCUGCUGUGCCCCUGGGGGCCGCCUCGAGCCCCAGGAGUGGGCCCCACCCGCGGAGCGCUCGCAGAUCGGCGGGGACGCGAGCGAUUCAGACGAAGAAGGAGGAACCCCUCCCCCCUGCCUCGAGUCAAAGCAUUCCGACCUUCCACUUCCCCCGAGGACGCCCACAGAACACGUUGAACAUUGAUGCUGUCAUCACCAAGAUCGAGCGGACGUUUGCCCAAUUCCCCCAUGAGAGGGCCACCAUGGAGAAUAUGGGCCUUGUGGCCAAGGCCUGCGGCUGCCCGUUGUAUUGGAAGGCACCACUGUUCUGCGGCGCUGGUGGAGAGCGCACAGGCUCUGUGUCUGUUCACAAGUUCGUCGCCAUGUGGAGAAAAAUCCUCCAGAAUUGUCACGAUGACGCAGCCAAGUUCACCCAUCUGCUCAUGAACCCUGGUUGCAACUACCUGGUGCAGGAGGACUUCGUCCCCUUCCUGCAGGAUGUAGUGAACACCCACCCAGGCCUGUCCUUCCUAAAGGAGGCAUCUGAGUUCCACUCUCGCUACAUCACCACAGUCAUCCAGAGGAUCUUCUACACCGUCAACAGGUCCUGGUCAGGGAGAAUCACCUGUGCUGAGCUCCGGAGGAGCAGCUUCCUGCAGAAUGUGGCACUCCUGGAGGAGGAAGCAGACAUCAAUCAGCUGACUGAGUACUUCUCAUACGAGCACUUCUAUGUCAUCUACUGCAAGUUUUGGGAGCUGGACACAGACCAUGACCUGCUUAUUGACGCACAGGACCUGGCCCGACACAACGAUCAUGCCAUCUCCUCCAGGAUGGUCGACAGGAUCUUCUCUGGAGCGGUGACCCGAGGUAGAAAAGUUCAGAAAGAAGGAAAAAUAAGCUACGCUGACUUCGUCUGGUUUCUGAUCUCUGAAGAAGACAAGAAAACUCCAACCAGCAUUGAGUACUGGUUCCGCUGCAUGGACCUGGACGGGGACGGGGCGCUGUCCAUGUUCGAGCUUGAGUACUUCUACGAGGAGCAGUGCCGUAGGCUGGACAGCAUGGCCAUUGAGGCCCUGCCCUUCGAGGACUGCCUCUGCCAGAUGCUGGACCUGGUACAGCCACAGAGUGAAGGGAAGAUCACACUGAGCGACCUGAAGCGCUGUAGGCUCGCCCACGUCUUCUUUGACACCUUCUUCAAUGUUGAGAAGUACCUGGAUCACGAGCAGAGAGAGCAGGGCUCCCUGCUCAGGGAGAGUGACUGCGAUGGCCCAGAGCUGUCAGACUGGGAGAAGUAUGCUGCUGAGGAGUACGACAUCCUGGUGGCCGAGGAGGCUGCAGGGGAGCCGUGGGAGGAUGGGUAUGAGGCUGACCUUAGCCCUGUGGAGCAGAAGCUGAGCGCGCUGCGGUCCCCUCUGGCCCAGAGGCCCUGCCUGGAGGCACCGACAGCUCUUGGUGCUGUCGACCUGUAUGAGCUCGCAUGUGGGGAUGACGACCUACAGGCACUGUGACACGUGUGCUGUGGCUACUGUGACAUGC